Messenger RNA from Elephantulus edwardii (Cape elephant shrew), 999 nucleotides. RefSeq names its product beta-1,3-glucuronyltransferase 2 (glucuronosyltransferase S) (gene B3GAT2). The coding region runs from base 16 to 999 and encodes 327 amino acids. Lineage: Eukaryota; Metazoa; Chordata; Mammalia; Macroscelidea; Macroscelididae. Gene Ontology annotation, biological process: chondroitin sulfate proteoglycan biosynthetic process; carbohydrate metabolic process. The record is from RefSeq and is a predicted model, not a curated record. Gene Ontology annotation, cellular component: Golgi membrane. Gene Ontology annotation, molecular function: galactosylgalactosylxylosylprotein 3-beta-glucuronosyltransferase activity. The transcript is spliced from 4 exons.
CGGGGGAAGUCCACCAUGAAGUCUGUGCUCUUCAGCCGCUUCUUCAUCCUCUUGCCCUGGAUCCUCAUUGUCAUCAUCAUGCUCGACGUGGACACGCGCAGGCCGGCGUCUUCGCUCACCCCGCGCCCCUAUUUCUCUCCCUACGUGGCGGGCCGCGGGGGCGCCCGACUCCCGCUCCGCAGGGGCGGCCCCAACAGCGCCCCAGGACGCGCGGCGGAGAAGCGCAACGAGUCGGGCCCGCCGCCGCAGCCUGAGCCCCAGCUGCCCACCAUCUAUGCCAUUACGCCCACCUACAGCCGCCCGGUGCAGAAAGCCGAGCUGACCCGCCUGGCCAACACGUUCCGCCAGGUGGCGCAGCUGCACUGGAUCCUGGUGGAGGACGCGGCGGCGCGCAGCGAGCUGGUGAGCCGCUUCCUGGCGCGGGCGGGUCUGCCCAGCACACACCUGCACGUGCCCACGCCGCGGCGCUACAAGCGGCCCGGGCUGCCGCGCGCCACGGAGCAGCGCAACGCCGGCCUCGCCUGGCUGCGCCAGCGACACCAGCACCAGCGCGCACAGCCGGGAGUGCUCUUCUUCGCCGACGACGACAACACUUAUAGUCUGGAGCUCUUCCAGGAGAUGCGAACGACACGCAAAGUCUCAGUCUGGCCAGUGGGCCUGGUUGGGGGACGACGCUACGAACGGCCAUUGGUGGAAAAUGGUAAGGUUGUUGGCUGGUACACUGGCUGGAGAGCUGACAGGCCUUUUGCCAUCGACAUGGCAGGGUUUGCUGUGAGCCUUCAAGUCAUCUUGUCCAAUCCAAAGGCUAUAUUUAAGCGCCAUGGAUCCCUACCAGGGAUGCAAGAAUCUGACUUUCUCAAACAGAUAACAACAGUUGAAGAAUUGGAACCAAAAGCAAACAACUGUACCAAGGUUCUUGUAUGGCACACUCGGACAGAGAAGGUUAACCUAGCGAACGAGCCAAAGCACCACCUGGAUACAGUGAGAAUUGAGGUAUAA